Messenger RNA from Drosophila pseudoobscura, 1908 nucleotides. Its product is annotated as cytosol aminopeptidase-like. Gene Ontology annotation, biological process: proteolysis. Gene Ontology annotation, cellular component: cytoplasm. The coding region runs from base 142 to 1716 and encodes 524 amino acids. The record is from RefSeq and is a predicted model, not a curated record. The transcript has a single exon. Gene Ontology annotation, molecular function: metalloaminopeptidase activity; manganese ion binding. NCBI's taxonomy places the organism in Eukaryota, Metazoa, Arthropoda, Insecta, Diptera, Drosophilidae.
UUGGAAUAAUGUUUCGUUCCAGAUUUUGACCCUUGUCUAAGCUGCUGGCACAAUUCUUUUCUAAAUUUGUUAUUGGGAAAAAACAAAAUUUAGUUCGGAAGUCUGUAAAAUAAGUGAAGUCUUGUAACUCAUCAUUAAGCGAUGAACUCUGUACGCUUGAUGUACAGGCGUAUCCAAUGCGCAUCCCAGGCCAAAUGUAGAGGUGUGGUACAGCGACGGCAGUACGCCGAGAAAUGCGACUCGGUUAUUAAGGGCGUUGUGGUGGGCGUGUACGCCAAGGAGGGCGACCGGCAGCCCAAGAUGACAUCAUCCGGCGAGAAGUUUGACGAUCGCGUGCAGGGCAAGAUCUCGGAUCUCAUACGCGAGACUGGAAUAAAGGGCCAGCUGGGAAAAGGCCGAGUCUUCAUGAACGUGGAUGCGGAGUUCCGUGCGGUGGCCGUGGUCGGCGUGGGACAGGAGGGUGCUGGCUUUAACGACCUGGAGAUGAUCGACGAGGGAAUGGAAAACGUUCGCGUCGCUGCCGGCGUGGGUGCUCGUGCCCUUCAACUGCAGGGCUGCACAGAUGUCUUCGUUGACUCGAUGGAGUAUCCGGAGCAGGCGGCCGAGGGGAGCUCUUUGGCCGUCUGGCGCUAUCAUACUAACAAGCGCCUACCGACCCGCAUACACAUUCCCAAAUUGGAGUUGUACGACUCUCCCGACUCGGAUGCCUGGCUGCGUGGCUUGUUUAAGGCCGAAUCGCAGAACCUGGCACGUCGCCUGUCCGAUACGCCGGCCAAUCAGAUGACGCCCUCAAUCUUUGCCCAGUCAGCGGUGGAUUCCCUGUGUCCCUGCGGGGUAUCCGUGGAGGUACGUGGCAUGGACUGGAUUGAGUCCAAGAGCUUGAACAGCUUCUUGAUGGUGGCCAAGGGCAGCUGCGAGCCGCCGAUCAUCUUAGAAAUCGCCUACUGCGGCACCGCACCCAAGGACAAGCCAAUCCUCCUGCUGGGCAAGGGUUUGACGUUCAACAGCGGGGGUCUCUGCCUCCGUCCAAAGGACUGUUUGUCCAUGUACCGCGGCUGCAUGGCCGGUGCAGCAGCCUGCGUCGGCGUCAUCCGUGCCGCCGCCGCCCUGUCGCUGCCCAUAAAUAUUACGGCACUGCUGCCAUUGUGCGAGAACAUGUCCUCUGGAAUGGCGGCCAAGCCUGGCGACGUAGUGACCCUUCUCAAUGGCAAGUCGCUCGGCUUCGUGGACGUCAGCAAGGCUGGUGUGGUGGCAAUGGCCGAUCCCUUGCUCUACGCUCAGGCUGCAUACAAGCCGUGCAUGGUCGUGGACGUUGCAACAGUUGGCUAUGGCGUCUGCCCAGCGCUGGGAGGAUCAGCCGCGGGGUUUUUUAGUAACUCCAAUUUUCUAUACAAGCAGUUCGAGAAGGCCGGUGCCCUUACGGGGGAUCGCAUUUGGCGGCUUCCCCUGUGGCGCUACUUCAAGGAGCUGAUCAUGCCGAACGAGACCUUUGACAUCAGCAACCGCGGGCGUGGCCCCGCCUCCAGCUGCAUCGCUGCCGCCGUUCUGCACGAGCUGGUCCCUUGCCUCGAUUGGGCCCACCUGGACAUUCGCAAUGUGGGCAUGCUGACGCGCUACAACCCGCUGCCGUAUCUGCUGAAAGACUGCAUGACUGGCCGACCCACACGCACCAUCGUUCAGUUCCUGUUUCAGAUUGCUUGCCCAGACAGAAAGUAAUCUUAUUUAGUUCGUUACCUAGUUUCUUUGUUAAUGUUCCUCGUUCCAAAUUUGUUUUGUACUGAAGUCACCGAUAUUUUUACACAAAUGGCCAAGAGGGACACGCCCAGAGCUUACACUACACAAGCACACAAGACAUCCACCAUUUUAUUGUUUAAUUUUAAUCCAGAAUAGCUUUAAGGAAGAAAAGAC